Molecule: messenger RNA, 3134 nt
Organism: Dendronephthya gigantea
Lineage: Eukaryota; Metazoa; Cnidaria; Anthozoa; Malacalcyonacea; Nephtheidae
Exons: 3
Coding region: 564-3008 (814 amino acids)
Biological process (GO): G protein-coupled receptor signaling pathway
Cellular component (GO): membrane
Molecular function (GO): G protein-coupled receptor activity
Source: RefSeq, a predicted model, not a curated record
UUCCCAGCACUAUUGAGAAUGAUGUUGAUGUGUAUUCUUUGAGAAAGUAUGCAUUAUCAUGAAAGUAAAGGGAUGAACUUAGUAUUCCUAAUAUCUGUUUCCUUUGUUUAAACUAUAGGGACCUCUCUUCAUGCAGUUUGACUCGUCUGAAAAAACACACGUUUCGGCGUUUUGGUAAAUUGGAGUUUUUAUCCCUUGAUGAAAACAACAUUGAAAGUCUCGAAAACGGUUGCUUCAAUGGUCUAAUCAAUUUAAGAGAACUGGACCUGCGUAAAAAUGGCAAUGAUUUCACAUUACAAGAUGAGGUCUUGAAAGAUACUCCAUUUCUAACCAAACUACACCUUGAGGGUAACCCAGGAAUCACAUCACUGCGCUUUCUCAGAACUAUAACCAGUUUACGAGAAAUUUCCGCGGAUUCCCUGAGUUCUUGCUUACGUUGCAACUACAAAAGAAUUUCCAGAAACGAGCGUUGUCUAAGUCCUAGACGUUGCCUCGUCUCAAGGGAGGAUCCUUUUGAGAAUACGUCGUGCACGUGCUCUGAAUGUAAUCCUAUCAAUACCGGAAUGUCUGCAGAGAAUUGCACCGAUGAAUUUCCGAUACCGCCAAGGAUUCUCGGAGAUAAUACUGCUGUUCGCGUUGUAUUAUGGGUAAUAUCGACUCUCGCGUUAGUCUCGAAUCUAGCGUUGAUUGGCACUUGGAUAUAUACGCAUGCCCGCCGACAAAAGUCGCUGAGUAUUUUUAUCGUUGGCCUAGCUCUCUCGAAUUUAUUUGUGACCUCAAGUGUUCUCACCCUUCUGGUUGCUGAUAGUCACCAGUCUCCGAGAGACGAGACAAGUGCCCUUGGCGAAGGAAAUUGGUCCCAGUCUGUUUGUAGCUCGGUUUAUUUCCUUAAGCAUUUUGGGAUAUAUUCAUUUGUAAUUACUCUGACUUUGAUUAUACUGGAGCGAUUUUCAAAACUGGGUUACAAACUAUGCAUUGCUGCUGAUAUCUCGUUCCGUCGCUCGGUCGUGUACACUGCCGAGGCCUGGGUGCUAUCAUUCUUGCUAAUUAUUCCACCCUGGACGCGGGUAACGACCUGGCACAAGUUUUGUAUGGCGAAUUAUGAAAUGUUGUUCGCCCAAGUGAUGUAUAUCAUAUGCGGUUUACUGGUGUUAGGUGUCUGUUGCUCAAUCCUAAUGCAGGUUUGCCUGCUAUUUUGGCGCCGGAUUCUCACCCAAAAUUCGGGCACACGAAAUAAAGAAACCCGCACGGACAUUCGCCUUGUUAUUGCGGGCGUAGUAACUUUCGUGAUGAUGGGCAUUCCUCAUUGUUCUGUCGCUAUUCUGCAAAUAAGCAAGAAAGAAACCGGAACUGAGGUGGUUACCAUUCUCCUGGCGAUAGCAUGUCUUCUGCAGUCACUUAUAUUUAUACACUACUCGCCUAGCGCAAUCCGCUUGAGCGACACAUUAUCCACAAAAAACAUGGAGUGUACAUGUGGAAAAUGUAAUGUUGAACAAUUUUACUGCACGAAGUACUCGCUUGACUCGCUCAAUCCACCGAAAUCCCCUGACACUUAUGCGGAAUAUGAGGAUGAAUACGAGAGCCAGCGACCCUUUCCGAAAGCUAAAACUACGGAACAUGUUUCGGCCGACUCUCUUCUUGAUUUAGACACAUGGACGUCGCGCAGCACUAAGACAAAGUCCUGGAUCGAGUCGUGUGACUAUGAAGAUCUGAGAAAGAUUAGAACCCAGCCAUGGGUUCAAUGUUCGAGACAGGGCAGUAGUUUUCAAGAGAUCACAAGAAAGCCACGUGCUCUGACGUGGAGCGAUAAAUAUGGCGGGAAGUCUACUUCAACUUCGGGUGUUAAUGACGUAUCAAGUGUGACGUCUUCGUCUUCCGAGCGUGCGUCGAGCAUCUCAAACCGUGCUCGGUCAAGCUCCGAACGAGAACGUUCUUCAUCUGAUCGCACGCCGUCGGUAGGAGUCGUCACGAAAGAAAACACGAUGGUCAGAAUAGAACCUGAACUUCUGACAGUAGAGCACGAAGUUGCCACAACAGAACACGAAGCGGAUGAUGAAAAAACAUGUGAACACAAAAGAAGGUCGAAGCGCUUGAGUUCCUUGCGAGGUCUCAUACAACGAGCGCUUUCCCCAAAACGCCAAAGAUCUAAAUCUUUGCCUGAAAAGACCGAAGAAUGUGUUAAAAAGUUUGAACGCUCUCAAUCAGCGCCGUUUGCGGAGAUAACACUGGAAAAAACUGCAAAACUCAACAAUAUUCUCACAAUUGAGAUUCCACCAGAGUCUAAAAAUAUGGGACCGGAGUGCGCAAACGAAAAGACUGGUGAGAGCACAUAUAUGGACCGUCUAGCAUCUUUCUUCAUCCUAGCACCCGCAAAAUCCCCCAAACACCCACGAAAACCUACGUUCUCCCCUAGUAAAUCGAAGCCAGUAGGUGUAAGUUCUCCAACUCCAUCGCAAAAAAGCUCAAUGGCAGAAAGGCUUGUGAAAAGUUUAUCUAUCGGUCGAAAAUCCCCUUCACAUGAACCCGCAUCACCCGGGAAGACGAUCGCCCUAGAAGCGGGUGAUAUCCUCACCGAAUUACCAGUUAUGCGAAGACACAAACUCAGAACCAAGCCCCGAGAUGCGAUGGCGCGCAUGAGUACUGCUUCGACUGGUUCAACUGGUUCUGCCGCGACCAGAUACAGCAUGGAAUGGGAUCCUAUUGGAUCUGUCGAAGGUUAUGCCGAACGCGAAGUUCUACCCCCCUACCCACCAAUUAAAACCCACAACGGUCACCCCCCGGUAAAUGUAUCGAGGCCUGUGCCUAGUGUCCAGCUUCCCGAGCAACCCAAAUCAACUGAGCGAACUAGUUUGUACAGUUUGGAUUGGGAUCCAACUUCUGUCCAAUUACGGAACAGUGUUGUUUCACGUGAUAGUUUAGGAUCACUUGGGGAUCUCAGUGACGACGAAGGACAGAUGUAUGAUAUAGAAGAUUGUGAAGGAUCGAAAGGUAAAACUGUGUGGGUGUAAACUGUUAAAAACUGAGAGAUGUAAAUUAAUUUAAGGCGAUUUCACCAAGAAUAUCAUAUUCAGUAGCAGAUGAUGAUCAAAUACAGCAAUAGAAUGAUGUCAUCAUCUUUAUUUAGCUGCGCAUGC